Micropterus dolomieu (smallmouth bass) is the source of this 1106-nucleotide messenger RNA. RefSeq lists its product as uncharacterized. The coding region runs from base 105 to 773 and encodes 222 amino acids. The transcript has 4 exons. The record is from RefSeq and is a predicted model, not a curated record. NCBI's taxonomy places the organism in Eukaryota, Metazoa, Chordata, Actinopteri, Centrarchiformes, Centrarchidae.
GACAUUUCAGGUUGCUCAGUGUAGGAUGUUUGCUAUUGAAUAAAGUAGAGAGGUUUGUCUGGAAGCUGCUGACUGGGUCAACAGAGGCUGAACACUGAGGAGACAUGGAAGCUGUGAUUGGACUGUUGCUGAUGCUACUCAGAGUCUGUCAUGGUGUGAAAACAUGUGAUGGCAGACAGGAUGGAGCUCAGUGUUAUGGCACUUUGGGAGGAACUGUGGUCCUCCAGCUGAUGGACAGCGCCUCAGAAAUAUUUAAAUACCAACUGAUAAGCAACAGAACAGUAAUACUUACAGGGAGAAAGAAUCAGAUUCUGUCUAAUCUGACAGAAAACAAAUUCUCAUUUACUCCCAGUGAUGGAACAUUUAGGAUCAACAACCUGAGCUGGACUGAUGGUGGUGAAUAUACUCUAGAAAUCUUUGAUUCAAAUGGAAAGAGAUUAGAGCUACGGACUCUACAUUUGAUCAUUCAAGAAAUAGGAAUUUUGCCAAUAAUCGCCGGCGUACUCUCUGCACUGGUAAUUCUCUUGGCAGUCGGGGUGGCAGUCAUCUGUGCUCACAACAAACAGGAAAAUAACAAACCUGAAGAAGAAGAAGAUAAACAGGAGUUAACCUAUGCUGAUGUCAGGGUCGUGCAGCCACCUGGGAGGCAGAUGCAGCAAAGAGAAGAGGUGGAGGUGGAGUACGGCCAAGUCAAGAUUUCACAGCGACCUCGGCAGGCCAUUGAACCAGCAGUAGAUGAAUGUGUGUAUGCCAAAGUCCGCAGAGGCAGGUGAUUCAGUGUUCACUGCACCGCUGAAGGCAGGUGGAGGAGGUGUGCCAAGAUGCCUGAAGGUCUUUCACCUUAAUUUAAUGUGAUUUAAAAUACAAGCCAUCAGAGCUCAUUAUUUUCUUCACCUUUACUGUACUUCUGGGUUGAGACUGAGCAUCAAAGUAUCAGCUCCAGCCUUUGAAUCACAGUGUGGCUAGUUUUUAUAGACUAAAUUUGGUAGAAUAUUUAAUAUUAUCUUAAGAAUGUAUUUUAUCACUUCUCUUUAGCUUACUUUGACUCAUUUUGACUUGUGCCUAAUUUAUGAGCAUAUUUACUUUUAUUUCAUAGUUAAAACACU